This is a messenger RNA of Cimex lectularius (bed bug), 4990 nucleotides long. Its product is annotated as glycogen debranching enzyme. Gene Ontology annotation, molecular function: amylo-alpha-1,6-glucosidase activity; 4-alpha-glucanotransferase activity. Gene Ontology annotation, biological process: glycogen biosynthetic process; glycogen catabolic process. Lineage: Eukaryota; Metazoa; Arthropoda; Insecta; Hemiptera; Cimicidae. The coding region runs from base 470 to 4867 and encodes 1465 amino acids. The record is from RefSeq and is a predicted model, not a curated record. The transcript has 27 exons.
CUUCAAUAUUUGCCCAUCCCAUGUUUUGCCUAAUUAUUUUUUGGCCCUAGGUUCAAAUUCCCAAUAAAAAUUUGACCCCGAUUUGUUGUUUUCAUUAUCAAAUAUCCUUUACGUAAUGUACUUUGUUGAACUGUUACAAGUUUUUCGAGCGGUGUUAUCAUUUUGAUUAGAUUGUCUUAUUUAUUAAAUAUGUUUUGGAGAUGAUAGUUUAAUAUAAUAAAACGUCCUCAAUAAUUCACUUUCUUAUUUUUUCAGGCUUUUAAGUUGAUUAAGUCUUUGUUGUCCAAUUGUAAAUAAUUUUAACUCGUUUGCCAGGGCGAGGAGAAAGCCCACUCCAAGUUUUAAAAUUAGUGGUUCAAAGUAAUAUUUGUUACAAAUAUUAGAAAGUAAGUAGUUAAAUGCGCCUCUCCGUAGUCUGUUGACAAGAUCUCAACAAGGGUCCAAAGGGAAUUCAAAACUGUAAAUCAUUAUGGAGCUACCUCGAGUUGUUCUAACUAUAAACAAAGAUCAGAAUGAGGAGGAUAAACUUUUCCGUGUGCCCAAAGGAGUCGUUAUACAAAUAAAAGAAGGACCAUCUCUUUAUGGUCAUAAGGUCAAAAUAUUUACAGAUUUCCCUCAGAAAGGCACAGGUUUUGUCCAAAGGGCUUAUAGGGUAUUGGAUAAGAAAGAAUUGAUCGCUAAUUGGUCAGGGUCAUUUCAUUAUUGUUUUACUGUUGAUGAUUGUCUCAAAAUUAAUGGCCAAGGCUAUAUUUUGGUCGAACCUGAACUAAUUAUCGGCAGCGACAUCGUGACAUUGGACUGCAUUCAAUGUGUUACUUACAUUUCCAAAAAUCUAGGCCCAUUGUCUACAUGGAAAAAGAAGCUGCAAGUGGCCAAAGAGUGUGGAUAUAAUAUGAUCCAUUUCACGCCCAUACAGGCGCUGGGUAGCUCCAAUUCAGCGUAUAGUUUAAAAGAUCAGUUAAAAAUCAAUCCAUUAUUUGGUGACAAUUUGACUGACGCUGACAUUCUGGAAGUUGUAAAUUUUAUUAGAAAAGAAUGGAAGAUAUUAAGUAUUUGUGAUAUAGUAUUGAAUCAUACUGCAAAUGAAAGUCCAUGGCUUAAAGAUCACCCAGAAUGUGCCUACAACUUGACUAACUCGCCUCAUCUUCGUCCAGCUUAUAUUCUAGAUAGAUUAUUGUAUAAACUUUCUCUCGAUGUAUCUGUAGGAGUAUAUGAAACAAUGGGACUUACUGCAGAAAUUAAUUCUGAAGAGCAUCUUAAUAGUCUCAGAUACCUUUUGGAAAGUGUUUUGAUACCAGAAGCAAAAAUCCCAGAAUGCUUUUUAGUGGAUGUACAUCUGCUUGUGAACGAAUUCAAAGAAAAGUGCAGAAAUGUAACACUGACAGAGAGAAUCGAUAACCCUGACAGAAAUCUUACGAUUAUCCAGGAUCCCCAAUUUCGGCGAUUGAAAUCAACCAUUGAUAUGGGUUUAGCACUAAAGAAGUUCAACAUAUACAGAGUUGACUGCUUUGAUGAAGAUACAAGGCAAAAAAAAUGUGCUGAAGCUUUCAAAAAUUAUCUGGAGUCUCAAAAUAAUGAAAUCAGAAAUGAAAUUGAGAAUCAUUUAAAGAGUGCUGUCGAAAACACUAUAGCGACUGUUCGAUAUUUUAGACUAGAUCAAAAAGGUCCAAAAAUCCCAUUAGUGACCAAAGACGAUCUUCUUGUGCACAGGUAUUUUGUUGAAAUAAUAACAUUAGAUGAAAACGCGAUGUUUACUGAUGAAGCAAAGUACAUAAUGGCUCAUAAUGGUUGGGUUAUGGACUAUGAUCCUUUAAACAAUUUUGCAGAAUUUGGAUCCAACGUCUAUCUCAAGAGAGAACUGAUCGUUUGGGGAGAUAGCGUUAAAUUAAGAUAUGGUGAAAAAAGAGAUGAUUGCCCAUAUCUCUGGGAUCACAUGAGGUCAUAUGUUGAAAGAACGGUUGAAAUUUUCGAUGGAAUUCGUUUGGACAAUUGCCACUCCACGCCAAUACCUGUAGCACAAUACUUAGUAGAUGCAGCUCGUGUAGUUAGACCAGAGCUCUAUGUCGUUGCAGAAUUAUUUACUAAUUCAGAUCAGAUUGAUAACAUUUUUAUUAACAAAAUUGGAAUAUCUUCAUUAGUUAGAGAAAGCAUGUCUGCGGGGGAUUCGCAAGAGGUUGGCCGCCUAGUCUACCGCUAUGGAGGGUCAGUUAUUGGCGCUUUACACUCCCAAAAAGUGUCAAACAUCGCUCAUGCAUUAUUCAUGGAUCUCACACAUGAUAAUUCGAGCCCAGUGGAAAGAAAGACCGUUUAUGAUAUGCUUCCUUCGACGGCUCUUGUCUCAAUGGCAGCCUGUGCUACUGGUUCCACCUACGGCUAUGACCAACUCGUCCCUCACCAUAUAAAUGUUGUCAAGGAAGAUCGAACUUUCAUGAACUUCUCCGAGACCAGAAUUGCAGGCGGCAUAAUGUCAGGAAAAUGCGCUUUGAAUAAAUUGCAUUAUGAAUUAGCUAAACAAGGUUUUUCUCAGGUGUUCGUAGAUCAAAUUGACAAAGAUAUUGUUUGUGUGACAAGAUUCAACCCGAACACCUUGGAUUCUGUUGUGCUCGUUGCUUAUACAGCUUUUAAGUGGCCUAACAAUUACCAGACAGGUGAAGGAAAGGGAGUCACUGUGCAAGCGGUUCCACACAGUCUAAUUUUUGAAGCCUUUUUGAAACACAAGUCUGGUAAACGUUAUGAGCCUUCAAGCAAUUUCACUAAAGAUUCAACAGUAAUUAAUGGCCUGCAAGAAUACGAUCUUGAGAUUAGUGAAAAUGUACCGAUAUCGUCGGGCAAAAUGGUCCGACUUGUUUCUUCAGAACAGGGUACAAGGGUGAACUUUACAACAGAUUUUCAGCCAGGUUCCGUUGUGGCUUUGAAGUUUGUUGCUCAGGAAAAUGCGGUAAAAGCAGCAAAGAAAAUAAACGAAGGGAUGACAAUACAGGACUGUAUAGAACAUUUCUCCCUGGCUGAUGUUAAUUACGCUCUGUAUCGGUGUGGCAAUGAAGAAAAUGGAAAUACAUACUGCAUCCCUGGACAUGGCCAUCUAGUUUAUUGUGGAAUACAAGGUAUUAUGUCGGUAUUUGAUAUCAUUGCAAAAAACAAUGAUUUGGGUCACCCAUUGUGUUCCAAUAUCAGAGAAGGGUCUUGGUAUAUGUAUUAUACUGUAGACAGGUUGAAACAACUUCAGUCGACCGAACGAUUGGGAGAUAAAUUGCAUAAGCAAUUCAAACUUAUAGACGAUCUGCCUACAUCACUGAGACCUUGGGGGCUUUAUAAAGUUCUGUCACAAGUCCAUGGAGCUCUGCUAGAAAAAGCAAUUUCAUUAAUGCCUGCAUUUUUUAAAGAAGGAGAUGAAUUUCUACAAAACCUUGCAAUGUGCUCUAUCCAGAUGGCAGGCAUUAUUAAAUCUUCUCCACUUCCACCUCUGUCGAAUGGAAUCGCUCCACCGAGGCCAAAAAUAGAAAAUUUAUCCGAUGGUUUCGACCAUCAAAUUUGCACUACAUUGGCAGCUGGUCUCCCUCAUUUUUCAUCUGGCUACAUGAGAUCGUGGGGGCGGGACACUUUUAUAUCUAUUAAGGGACUCUUAAUUUUAACCCAUAGAUUUGAUGAAGCAAGAUACCACAUAUUGGGAUAUGGCGGAUGUUUGCGUCAUGGUCUCAUCCCAAACUUGUUAGAUGCUUAUGACCUUAAACCUAGGUACAACAGCAGAGAUGCAGUUUGGUGGUGGCUUCAAUCUAUAAAGGAAUACACAAACUUAGUGCCAAAUGGAGUCGUAAUAUUUAAAGACAAGGUUAACCGCCUCUUUCCAACAGACGAGUCAGAACUGGAAUUUGUAGAUCAGCCUCUUGAAGAAGUUAUUCAAGAAGCUCUGACAAAACACUUUCAAGGAGUGACUUUCCGGGAACGUAAUGCUGGUAAAGAAAUUGACGAACAUAUGACAAUUCACGGGUUUGAUAACCAGAUCGGCGUUCAUCCAAUAACUGGUUUUGUUUUUGGUGGGAAUGAAUGGAAUUGUGGAACAUGGAUGGAUAAAAUGGGAUCGAGCGUCGAAGCUGGUACAAAAGGAAAACCUGCUACGCCCAGAGAUGGUUCAGCCGUUGAAAUUGUAGGGCUGUCUUAUUCUGUCAUAUUAUGGCUUUCAACAUUGUACAAGAAAGGGAAAUACCCUUAUAACAGUGUCACCCGAAUUAAUAAGUUUGGAGAGACCACAACAUGGACAUGGGCGGAAUGGGCAGACAAAAUAAAAUCACAUUUUACAAAAGAGUUUUGGGUGGAAGACAAGACCGUUAGUGAAUAUGUAAACAGAGUAGGCAUAUAUAAGGACAGCGUAGGCGCAACUCAACCUUGGGCUGAUUUCAGACUGAGACCAAACUUUUUAAUCUCAAUGGUUGUUGCUCCAGAGCUUUUUGACCUGGAAAAAGCCAGAAUAGCGCUCCAGUCGGUCAAAGUGCUAGUUGGCCCACUUGGAAUGAAAACCCUUGAUCCAACUGAUCUCAUGUAUUGCGGUGAUUACGAUAAUGGCAACCAUUCGACAGAUUUUAAAGUUGCACACGGAUUUAAUUAUCACCAAGGGCCGGAGUGGGUUUGGUUGGUCGGUUACUAUCUGAGAGCGAAGCUGAGGUAUUCAGAAGAUCCUGAAGGGGCUGCGGCUGAGAUAAAACAGUACCUUUCGACUCACUGGAACCACUUGGUCAACAAUCCGUGGCGAGGUUUAUCCGAGUUGACGAAUGCCAAUGGUGCUUUCUGUGAAGGCGCUUGCCCCACUCAAGCUUGGUCUGCCGCAUCUAUUAUCGAGGUUUUCUAUGAUUUAACACAUCUGUGUAACUGAACUGGGCGGUAAACUUCAGUAAUAUUUAUAAAAUAUCGUUUAGAGUUGAUACUUUAUUACUCUGUAUGAGUAUUUAAUUGUUAAAAUUUUUGUAACUAUUCAUUAUACAUAUAUACUAUUAGA